Messenger RNA from Talaromyces stipitatus ATCC 10500, 1044 nucleotides. RefSeq lists its product as uncharacterized. NCBI's taxonomy places the organism in Eukaryota, Fungi, Ascomycota, Eurotiomycetes, Eurotiales, Trichocomaceae. The transcript has 3 exons. Bases 1 to 1044 code for a protein of 347 amino acids. The record is from RefSeq and is a predicted model, not a curated record.
AUGCUCUCCAGAACGAUUUUUAGGGCCUUGAUAGCCCUAGAGGCUGCUGCAACUCUUGCCCUUGCACAAACCAACAUCACUGCCGAUGUCUGUGCAGACCCCUCUGCUUUCACCAGCUGUACAACGCAAGCCCUUGCGACGAGCAAGGGAUGCACGGAUAUGUGCAAUGGAAGUAAGAUGUGUGUUCUGGGCUGUGGAUGCGCCAUGUACCAGUCCUACAUCAACUGCGUAGCUGAGUCAUGCUGGAACCAAGCAUACUCCUGCGAAUACGAUAAAUUGGUAGCAGCUUACUUCUCUCAAUGUUCCACGGCUGCUGAACCGAUCCCAUUCUGGCCGGCACCAGAUAGUGCCCCCGGUGGCUGCUCGUGCAAUCUCGGCAAGGUGCUGCAAUCGGUCACCAAGGCGCAGCAGGAGUACAACACGUGCAUCACGAAUGACACCUCGACGUCAGUGAUUCAGCAGGGGAAUCAGAACACGGCGUGUGGAUGCUGCGAGGUUAGUGCCGGGUUGUCUGCAAUGUACGAAACCUGCCCGGAUACGAUUCCCGCCGACAUGGGCGCAGACAUCUGGCUGCAAGCUUCCACCAUCUAUGGCACCGUAAUCCACUGGGACAAAUGUGGGAGUGUGCUUGACCAAUACAACUGCCACAAUCUAGGGUUUGCGCCUCCGUCGUCGAAUUCCAGCACGUUUUAUAAGCCAGCCAACCUCCCUCCGAAUGGGACCCUGACACUGUAUAAUACCGGGCCAGCGAAUGCGGUUACAGCGCCGCCUAGCGGGUCAGUGUUCACUUGGUCGCAGUCCAGCGUGAUGUACACUGUAACUGCGUCGCCAUGGAAGAAUGGUCAAAUCAUGGUGACUAGUACUAGCAUCGCUACGACUAAGACUAGCAGCACUGUGACUGGGACUAGCAGCACUGUGCCUCCUGGAGCUACUAGUGCUGCCACUGGGACUGCGAAGACUGGAGCAGCCAUGUCGAUGAAGGAGUUGAGUCUCGUAGGCCCGGCUGCUUGGUUACAAGUGAUAGGGGUACUUAUGUUGGUUUAG